Messenger RNA from Cyphellophora attinorum, 6222 nucleotides. RefSeq names its product Calcium-channel protein cch1. Gene Ontology annotation, molecular function: high voltage-gated calcium channel activity. The transcript is spliced from 3 exons. The record is from RefSeq and is a predicted model, not a curated record. Gene Ontology annotation, biological process: calcium ion import across plasma membrane. The coding region runs from base 1 to 6222 and encodes 2073 amino acids. Gene Ontology annotation, cellular component: voltage-gated calcium channel complex; membrane. NCBI's taxonomy places the organism in Eukaryota, Fungi, Ascomycota, Eurotiomycetes, Chaetothyriales, Cyphellophoraceae.
AUGGCCGACGGUCAUGAUCGCACCCCUCCAAGACACCGUGUACCACAGUCAAUACCUCUCAGAAAUCUCUCGCGCCCUCCCGACGACGAGUCCCAUGGUGGGCACAAGCCUCGUCACAGCCGUGGUCGCUCGAUCUUGAGCGGGCUUAAUCCUACGUCCGACUACGCCAGGCUAGAGGAAGAUGACUCGCCUGUGGGCGGUCUCAGUCCGUCGCGCGGUGCGCGUGACUUCGACGACCGGCCCAGCUCUGGCGAGAUUACUCCUCUUGAUGAUCUAGGAGGGUUUGCAGCCGCCUCUGUGGGCCUGUCUCUCGGCCCCCCUGCACUCGGUGGACUGCGACCCAGCACUCCGCCCUCGGGCUUGAGACGGCCGACUAUCACGACUACAGGUGCCGACGAGGACAAUGAACAACCCUUCUCACCACCUGACACAGACACCACACCUCUGACGACCGACAGUCGACGACGGAUCGGCUCUCGUUCUCUAGAUCACACAAACAGUGGGCAGCGGCAUGACAGACAAAACAAGAGAUCAAGUGUACACUGGGUCGAUGGCGCAGCCUCACUUACUCCGGAGAGAGGUAGAACGUCUCGUCUCGGCGACGAUCUACCGUCAUUGGAUACUGGUGGAGGCGUUGCCCGGAAGAUGAGCUCUAGUAGCGUGAAGCGAUCACGGAGCAAUACAGUGGCCGCAGGCUCAGGCGAUGGCGUUGAGGCAGAUGUUGAAUCUGCAGUACAUGGAACAAGCCCUCUAGAGAAGACACCUUCCGCGGAGGUCUUGCCGCCACCUCCUCCACCCACGAUCUACGAGAACCCGCUUCGAGGUAAAUCGUUUGGCAUCUUUGGUCCUGAGAAUGGCCUCCGCAAAGCACUGUGCGAGCUACUCAUCCAUCCUCUUACAGAGCCAAUCAUUCUGGUCUUGAUCGUCAUUCAGACUGUCAUGCUAGCCGUGAACGCGGCCGCGGAUGCGGUCUACCACCAGUCGAGGGGCGACGCAUGGGGCACGUCGAAGUUUGACUAUGGCAUUCUUGGUCUCUUCAUCAUUUACACGAUCGAAGCCGUAGCAAGGAGCAUCGUGUCCAAUUUUCUGAUGAAUCCGUACGAGUACAGCACACUAGACAGAUCUUUGGGCUUCCGCAAAGCUGUCGUGGACAAAGCGCAAGGCUUAUUUGCGCCUCACACGAAGCAAGCUCCGAAAGCGCCUGUACAGCCAACCGAGCAAGUCUUCCAGCCUUCGAUCGUGCGUACCUUUACGGGUCUGCCAGAGGUCAAAGCCAUUGGCCCAGGGCACUCAAAGCACAAGCAGCGAUUACGUCUCGCCCGUCGUGCUUUUCUCCGACAUUCAUUCAACAGACUAGACCUCAUAGCGGUGGUCUCGUACUGGAUUUCGUUGUCUAUGCAGCUCUCUGGGUACGAAGCUCGAGAGCAUGUCUACAUCUUCAAUAUGCUGAGCUCGUUACGUAUCCUGCGCCUACUCGGCCUCACCGCUGGCACGUCCAUCAUCUUGAGAAGUCUGAAGAAAGCAGCACCUCUGCUCGUGCAUGUUGCAUUCCUGAUCAGCUUCUUCUGGCUCAUCUUUGGCAUCGUUGGUGUUCAGAGCUUUAAGUCGAGCUUUCGACGCACCUGCGUAUGGGUCGGCGAUGACGGCUCUGGCCAGAAUUACACGCAGAACCUUGCGCCAGAGAACAUUCAAUUCUGCGGUGGGUACCUCAAUGCAACGACAGCUGCCGAGAUGCCAUGGCUGAAAAGCGACGGCUCGAAUGGCACGUCCCAUCCCAAAGGCUUCAUCUGCCCCAUCGGCUCACUGUGCGUGGAAAACUUCGAAGGUCCAUACAAUGGCACAAUCGGCUUCGACAACAUCUACCACUCUCUGGAGAUGGCUUUUGUGAUUAUGAGCUCGAACACCUUCUCUGACUUGAUGUACUACCUGACCGACUCGGAUUACCUUUCGGCCUCGCUCUACUUCAUGGCAGGCAUCGUCGUGUUGAGUUUCUGGCUUGUUGGCCUACUCAUCGCAGUGAUCACAUCGUCGUUCCAGAUCAUUCGCGAGGAAAGCAAGAGAAGUGCUUUUGAUGCCACCCCUAUGGACGAGCCAGUCAUAGAUGAGGAGAACGCACCCCGGGUCUCUCAGCUAAAGAAGCUAUACGACAAGACGCAUCUGUUCUGGAUCGCCGUGAUCACCUUCGACCUCGUGGUACAGUCGCUGCGCAGUGCAAGCAUGGGCCCAUCGCGAGAGCACUUCAUCAUGAAUACAGAAACGGCCGUGACCUUUCUGCUGGUUGUAGAGAUCAUUAUACGAUUUGCCUCGGACUGGAGGCAUUUCUUCAGCAGCAAACGCAACUGGACCGAUCUGUUCCUGGCUGUCGUCACGCUUGUCAUGCAGAUUCCGCCCAUACGCAACUCCGGCCAGGUCUAUGCUUGGAUGUCGGCAUUCCAGAUUGCACGUAUCUAUCGCGUGGUCCUGGCCGUGAGAGUGACGAGGGAGCUGCUUAUGAUCGUUUUCGGCAACACUGGUGGUCUCUUCAAUCUCAUCAUAUUCGUCUUCCUCUUCACGUUUCUCGCAGCCAUUUUGGGAUCGCAGCUUUUCAGAGGCGACAUACCUGCAGAAGACGCGGGUGGCAACAAUAUUCUGGUUGAAUUCUUCGAUAUCUGGAACUCUUUCAUUGGCAUGUACCAGAUCUUCUCCAGCGAGAACUGGACAGAGCCGCUAUACAAUGUGCAGCAAUUCAACAAAAUGUACAUGACUGGUUGGCUCGGAGCGAUGUUCUUCGUCCUUUGGUUUAUUAUUGCCAACUUCAUCAUCUUGAAUAUGUUUAUUGCUGUCAUACAGGAAAGUUUCGAUGUCUCUGAGGAUGAAAAGCGCUUACAGCAAGUCAAAGCAUUUUUGAAGCAGAAAGAAGUGACUGGAUCAUCAAAUGCCAAUCUGUCGCUGUCGUCGAUCUUCAAAAUGGGACGCGAUUCCAUGCGGCACCGCGAUGCCCUGCAGUAUGGCUCGGCUGCUGUAGAGCAGCUGCUGAAAGAGGCGGUCGUGAAGGACUUUCUGGACGAAAGAGAUGAGCCUGACCCGCUGUCGAGACGGCCAACCUCGAUGCACUUGUCGAGCAUCCCAACUGUUGGGGCCAACGUGAAGCCGGGAAUGUUCUCCAAAUACUGGGGCAAGCUACUCGGCCGAUCGAACCACGAGCCAAACCCAUUCUACAGCAGUACAUCUACUGAUCGAGCCAAUGAGGAGUUUGAUCCUCGUUCGGUAGCGCAGCAGCUCGUGGCCAACGCAGACCAAAGAAGACGAGCUCAGCGGCAAUACCUCAUCAAGCACCCCAAGUACAAUGUGUCGCUCUUCAUCUUCGGACCGCGCAACCCCAUCCGACGAGCAUGCCAAUUUGUUGUCGGUCCUGGACGUGGUGAGGAGCGAAUCGAAGGUGUUGCGCCAUACAAGCCGGUCUGGUAUGGAGUCGGAGCGUUCACGUAUGCUUGCAUCGUCGCCAUGGUCGUCCUUGCCUGCAUCACCACACCACUGUAUCAACGAACAUACUGGGAGACACACCCUCGAAGCAUUACCAACUGGUUCGUGUGGCCAGAUCUCGGGUUUGCCGUCAUCUUCACUGCGGAGGCUAUUAUCAAAGUCAUUGCUGAUGGCUUCCUCUUCACGCCUCACGCAUAUUACCGGACCGUUUGGGGUGUCAUUGAUGCUGUAGUGGUAAUCACCCUCUGGAUCAACGUCUUGACAACCAUCUUCCAGGAUGAUGGCGUUUCUCGUGCAGUUGGUGCCUUCAAGGCCUUGCGAGCCUUGCGACUGCUCAAUAUCAGCGACACCGCUCGAAGAACAUUCCAUUCAGUCAUUGUUGGUGGCUACAAGGUGUUGGCGGCGGCGUUCGUGACUAUGAGUCUCUUGGUGCCUUUCGCCAUCCUCGGUCUGAAUUUGUUCAAUGGCAAGAUGGAUCUCUGCAAUGAUCAAUCAUUUAGCGGCAAUCUCACGAACUGCAUCGGCGAAUUCAACUCCACGCCAUUCAAUUGGCCUGUUCUUGCUCCACGGCAGGUUGCGAACCCAUACUACGACUUCGAUGACUUUGGAAGUUCGCUCUUUGUGCUCUUUCAGAUCGCCUCUCAGGAAGGUUGGACAGACGUCAUGGGCUCUGCUAUGAGCAUCACAGGCAAAGGUCUGCAGUACGAGUACUUCGCCUCUCAAGGCAAUGCGGUCUACUUCAUCGUGUUCAACUUGCUUGGCGCUGUCUUUGUGCUGACGCUUUUCAUCUCCGUCUUCAUGCGCAAUUACACUGAGCAGACUGGUGUGGCUUUCCUGACCGCCGAACAGCGAUCUUGGCUCGAGCUGCGGAAGUUGCUGAAGCAAAUCUCACCAACAAAGAGAUCUGUUGGCGAAAACAGCAAAGGCCUGCGACGCGUGUGCUACAACUUGUCGAUUAAGAAACGCGGGAAGUGGCAGCGCUUCAUUACGAGUCUACUGCUGCUGCAUCUCUGCAUCCUUCUGGUUGAGUUCUAUCCUGAGCCUGCCUGGUGGGAUCAGACCCGAGAGUACAUUUUCCUCGUCUUCACCCUGAUCCUUGUGGCCAACAUCGUCAUCAGAAUCAUCGGCCUAUCCUGGACGCGCUUCCGCCGCAGCACGUGGGAUCUGUACUCUCUCGUCUCUGUCACCGGCUGUCUUGCUACAUCAAUAAUGCGUGUCAUCACCGAGGACAUACGCGAGAUUGACAUGUUGCAUAAGCUGUUCAUGGUCUCUCUUGUGUUCCUCCUCAUACCGCGGAACAAUCAGCUGGACCAGCUGUUGAAGACCGCGGCAGCAUCUUUUCCACUCAUAGCCAAUCUCCUGGCUACCUGGUUCGUGCUCUUCCUGGUGUACGCUAUCGCCUUCACGCAGACGUUCAGCUUGACGAGGUUCGGCAGCACCACGACCACCAACAUCAACUUCCGUGAUGUUCCCAAAGCUCUCAUUUUGCUUUUCCGAUGCAGUAUCGGCGAAGGAUGGAAUCAAGUAAUGGAAGAUUUCGCGACUAUCGAGCCACCAUACUGUGUCCAGGACGAUGACUUCUACAAUUCAGAUUGCGGCAGUGCGUCUUGGGCGCGAGCUCUAUUUGUCUCGUGGAACAUCAUCAGCAUGUACAUCUUCGUGUCGUUGUUCGUGUCGCUCAUCUUCGAGAGCUUCUCCUAUGUGUACCAGCGAAGCAGCGGAUUACAGGUCAUCACACGUGACGAGAUUCGGCGCUUUAAGCAAGCUUGGGCGGAAUUUGACCCUCGGGGGCGUGGUUAUAUUCCCAAGGAGAAGUUCCCUCGUUUACUCGGGGAACUUUCUGGCGUCUUCCAGAUGCGAAUCUACGACGGCGACUUCACGAUCCGCGCCCUCAUGGAAGACUGCAGAGUCGAACCAGGGGAUAUACACAAACGAAGGCGUGUCGUUGAUGGGAUCGAUCUCGAUCUACUCAACGCCCGCCUCAGCCACAUUCCACUUGAGGACAUCCGUAUGAAGAAGCAACAGAUGGAAGUAUUCUACCAAGAAGUCAUGCUCUCCGCAGAUCCAGAUCUAGGCAUCAACUUCACAUCCACACUUAUGAUCCUGGCGCACUACAACAUCAUCGAAGACUCGCGCAGCCUGCGACUCGAAGAAUUUCUACGGCGAAGAGCACGACUCCAGCGUGUCCAUGAGUCAAUACGGCGCAACAUCGUGGUCGGUUUCUUCGACACGAUGUUCUGGUCACGCCGCUUCCGCGAGGCUAUCGCGCACAAACGCAACUCUCGCAUGGGUGCGCCGCCUUCGAUGCCGGUGCCUGAGAUUAUCGUGGACGAGAUGGAGGACGGCAGCUCCGCUACGGAACCGACAGACUUCCUGCACCCGUCCAGUGCGGCGCGGCCUACAUCGCCCAUGACUUCGCCUCGCCUGCCUCGCAUCGACACAAGCAUGGCAUCAGCCUGGGCGAGAGACUCACCCAGCAGAAGCAGCUUCGACAUAUUCCCGACUGGUGAUCGAAUCAGUCCUGUUCGCGAGAACAGGCCGCGCUUACACAGCGUCGAUACAUCUUAUUCGGGCGGCGUGGAGGGGCGAACUUCGCCUGCCCGAACGCCGCCGCGGACGCCGACAACAACGGGCGGCACACCCAGUCAUUCGAGAAACAAUAGCAAUGUGGGUGAUGCGGGUGUAAUGGAGAGUUUCGACAACUCGGCUUGGGGGGAGAGUAUUAGGCGAGGAUUGACUAGGAAGAGAUCUCAGAAAUGA